GUUAUUGCCAAGUAGCAAGCGGAAGAAACGGCCUCCCGAUCUCAGCAGAAUACAACGCGUUAGUAACUCGCUGGUGAACUGUUGAAAAUGGCAACGCUGCACGUCCUAGCACUAGUGUUGUGUUUGUACACGGGGAUGUUAUAUUGUAUGGGAUGUCCAAGUGAAAGUAUUACAAUAACAGGGGAAUGUUGUGAGCAGUGCGGACCAGGAACAGGUGUGGUCCAAUCUUGUACGGGAACUAACAAUACUGUCUGUGAGCAGUGUGAGACAGAGACAACAUUUUCAUCAGACUGGAGUCAUAUUACACCAUGUCAACAGUGCAGCAGUUGUCCAACCAACAUGCAGGUGAAGAUUCCUUGCAAUGCAACGCAUGAUACUGUAUGCGAAUGUGCUACUAAUUAUUAUAUGAACGACAAAGACUUCAGUUGCAGUCAAUGUGAUAUGUGUCCAGCGGGGUAUGGUGCUUUUGUUGCUUGUGGACCUUUACAGAAUUCUGUAUGCGCAGCAUGUGGUAACGGAACAUAUUCCGACGAAACCAGCACAAUGGCGGAAUGCAAGCAAUGUGCCGUGUGUGACAUGUUUUUACGAGCAUGUAACGAAUUGACCAAUACUGUCUGUUUUGAUGAAAGCGUUUAUUCAAUCGACUCAGUGACCUCAUCAGUGUCAUUGACUCUAACCACUGGAGGAGAGGAUUCAGUAAACUACAUUGUUGAUGAUUCCAGUAGUAACGUGGUACCGAUAUAUUGCUCUGUGCUGGGUGCAGUAAUCGUGGGAUUGCUUGUAUAUGUUGCUUGCAAAAGAUAUAAAAUAUGGAAAAAUAAACAAAAGCAUUACAAAGCAAGUCGAACGAGUCCAGUGAAGGGUCCUCCAUUACGUGAUGUGGAGAUGGGUAAAGGCCAUGGUAGUGACAGCGGCGUGUUUACGAACACUGAUAAUGUUAGCGCUGUCAAUGGUUGUGCCAGAAUGCCUCUGAUGUCAUUGCCCAGUACUACGUUAUUUAGAGACAUUGCAGAGGAUAAGAAAAGACAGAUAGAACUAUUACUCUGUACAACACGGCGAGAUGGAAGAGAUUGGAGAGCUCUCGCCAGGGAACUUGACUUCUCAGAUAACUCAAUCAUGGAAUUCUCAAAUAGUGUUGGCAAGCACAGUCCAGUCCGCAAAUUACUUUGUCAGUGGAGUAAAAGAGACAAUGCGUGUCUGGGACUCUUAGUGACAUCACUACACAGAAUACAGAGAGACGACAUCACUAAGUUAAUACCCAUAUAUGUGAACUUAGCUAAUGUUGCUUCCCUACCAUCGUGAUGAACAAUAUAAAGAUAUAUUGCUUUGUGAUUCUUGAUGAACUGCAGCAUUGCACCCGCCCCUCAUCACUGUACUGUUGGAGUCUGCCAAUGACUCUGGGUGGCUGUGGAUUAAUCCAUUAACUGAGCUAGGGGUGGAAGGUGGUUAAAGGAUCACAGCAAUGCUAACGUUACGAACAACAAAAUAUUUUGUCUUAAAUGUAAAUAAUUUAGGUGUUUUUCUGAUGAUAUUUACCAUGACAACAAUGUUUUAAAAUUGAUGUCAAUUGAGUACAAGUUACUGCAUUUAAAAAUACCACAAGUAGACUAAACCAUAGAAAUGGCACUGCCCAGUCUGGCUUCCUCACACUUUAUUUUCUUAGUGUACAUGUGUUUUGUUACAGGAAACAUUUUCAUUUUUUUCAUUGCCAUAUGUUAUGCAUUCCUACCAAGAGUCUUGCAUUUCAGUUUUUGGGAAAUCCAAAACUACUCUUUCAAUAAUGCUUUUUCUCAUCAUUUAUUAAUUAGCAUUAACUGUAUCACUUUAUUUGAAAAUAAGUACAAAUGUUUGGUUACUGCAGAUAUUAAAAAACAAGAACAGUUAAUGUUAAUUAAUAAAUUAACUUUAUUAAUCUGUUAGGAUCUGUUUCAUUGGAUUAUUAAGAGAACAAAUAUGAUUGGUCAAAUUCUGAAUGCCUAAUUUGAAUAUUUGAGUUUAUUCAUCACAUGAUUCGUCAGUUUGUUAAAACAAUGUAACCCUAAACUGAAUACUGAUUCAUGUUUGCUCAGUUUUUCAUUGUAGAUCCAUUUAGACCAUGUACAACUAUACCGGUUGCCAGUUUUGUGAGAAAAAAAACAUCAAUUUUUUUGUAGCAGUAAACAUUUUUCAUUAGGUUAGGGAGUCAAUUUACUCCCUCCCUGUGAACUCGUAUUUAUGUAUGCUUCAUCUGACACUGAUGUAAUCUGUGAGAAGACUUUACACUUACUUCAUUUCAAAAAACAAUUAAAAUAUUUAUUAUAAUUU
This is a messenger RNA of Saccoglossus kowalevskii, 2304 nucleotides long. Its product is annotated as p75 neurotrophin receptor-like protein. Gene Ontology annotation, cellular component: cell surface; plasma membrane. NCBI's taxonomy places the organism in Eukaryota, Metazoa, Hemichordata, Enteropneusta, Harrimaniidae. Gene Ontology annotation, biological process: Rho protein signal transduction. Gene Ontology annotation, molecular function: nerve growth factor binding; coreceptor activity; death receptor activity. The record is from RefSeq and is marked provisional.